AAUUUCCAGGCCCAAGUCAACCUUGAACACCCUUCCUUUCAGCGAAACCACCUCACUUAGUCCUUGCAUCCACAUUCCACCAUGAUCCAUCCAUCGAGUCAACAAAACCGGCUCUCGGCGGAGCACGUCGAGGUACUAUGUAGCGCCAUCUCGAGCGAGACGGGACGCAAAUUUGAUGUCACCGACAUCGAAGUCCCCUUCGCCGACCUGUGUCUGGACCCCUUCGCGGUGAUGAACGUGCUCGAGACAGUAAGGGAGCGCACCGGGAUCGAACUCCCCGCCUCGCUCUUUCGAGACUGCAGCAGCGUUGCUGAGAUUGCCAACAAGCUUGGAGCUACUACCAUCAGCGCACCAUCUGGCUCGUCGAUCUCUCCCCACGGUGGACUGGUCCAGGCGGCAUUUGCAGAUAUCGGAAAGCUGCUUGGGAAAGUCGAGGACGAAGCUGGAACCAGCAAUUUCUGGUCAGAUGUGCACCCGGCUCAAAUGAGACUCGUCCUUGCCUACGUCAAUGAGUCCUUCGCCCGGCUGGGAUCUCCGCUAAGCGGCAUGGCGCCCAAUACCCCGCUGUCGAUCCCGCCCGGCGUCUUGCCCAAGCACCACCGGGUGCUGCGCGGGGCCAUCUUUGACAUUCUCAAGAUCGGCGGGCUAGUGGAGCGCCGAGGCGAUCGCUACGUCCGCACGAGCACCCCGGUCGACACGACCCCGGCCGAGGUGAUCUACGAGAAGCUGAUUCGGGAGCACCCGUUGCACGCCAACACGCACCGCCUCCUCCACGUCACCGGCUCGCGGUUCGCAGAAUGCCUCUCGGGCGAGGCCGACCCCCUCAAGCUCCUGUUCGGCAAGAGCAAGGACCUGCUGCAGGACUUCUACACAAACGCCCCCAUGUCCGUCGUCGCCUCCGAGCUGCUUGCCGCCCUUCUCAGGACCGUCUUCUCCAAGAUAUCCCGUGAGCAGAACCGCGCAGUUGAGAUACUCGAGGUCGGCGCCGGCCUGGGUGGCACAACCCAGUUCGUCCUCGACAUGCUCGUGGAAGCCGGGAUCCCCUUCAGAUACGUCUUCACCGACAUCUCGGCCUCUUUCUUGUCUGCUGCCAAGGCCAGAUACAAAGACCUCCACCCGGGUAGCAUCGAGUAUCUGGUCCUCGACAUCGAGAAAGAACCGCCCGGUCAUCUUCAAGACCGGUUUGACGCCGUCAUAUCGACCAACUGCAUCCACGCCACCAAAGAUCUUAUCGUCUCCUGUACCAACGCGCGGCGCCUGGUCCGUCCCGGUGGCUUCUUUGCCUUGGUCGAGUUCACCACUCGGCUCUAUUGGCUAGACCUUGUCUUCGGCCUGCUGGACGGAUGGUGGCUCUUUACUGACGAUAGGACCCAUUGCACAACGAAUGAGGCCGUGUGGAAGGCGAAGCUGGCCGCAUCCGGAUUCUCUGACGUUCUGUGGGUGGAGGGCGAAGGGGGCCGAAAACCCAACCCCCAGCUCAUAAUCGGUUGUACGGAAUAAUAGGCGUUAACACGCUGCCUAUCUCGCGAGGGUGGAGUACCUGUAUGUGAACAUAGCAACAUCGUUUGACGCAAUAAAGUGCCUAUAUGCUUGUGGCUAGUCUC
Messenger RNA from Thermothelomyces thermophilus ATCC 42464, 1604 nucleotides. RefSeq names its product polyketide synthase-like protein. The coding region runs from base 82 to 1500 and encodes 472 amino acids. Lineage: Eukaryota; Fungi; Ascomycota; Sordariomycetes; Sordariales; Chaetomiaceae. The record is from RefSeq and is a predicted model, not a curated record. The transcript is spliced from 2 exons.